AUGUUUUCAUAUUCACAUUUUUCCAUUAUAUUCCUUUCUUUUUCAUUUUCAUUUUCUUCCAGUUUUCUUUCUUUCACUUGUCUUUCUUACCAUCUUUCUUUUUCUAUCAUUUUUCCCAUUAUAUGUCUUUCUUUUUCAUUUUUACUAGUUAUCUUCUUUUCUUUUUUCUUUCUUUUUAUUUCGUUAUUCUUUCGUUCUGUUUACAUUAACAUCAUGCUUCCUUUUUUAUCAAGUUUUCGUUCGUCCCAUGCGAUUCCAACCGAAAAAGUAAACUUUCAUGGAAAUAUUUCGUUCUUCUUCUGCCCCCGCCAAAACGAUUGUCGAUUGAUUUUGAAUUCGGGAUUUUACAUCUUUCAUUCUUUUCACUUUUCUUUUCUUAUUCCUUUUCUUCUUUCCAUUCUCUUUGCCUCUCGUUCGUUUUUACAUCCUUCAUUUCCUAAACUCGUUCGUGUUUCUUAUUCAUUUCAAGUCAUUCAAUUUUUCUUCGUUUCUCAUUCCCUUCAACUCCCCAACCUCACCAGUUGUCCUUCAUUGUUUUCUUUAUUUGUUAUUCUUUUCAUUCCAACCAAUUUUCAACCAAUCGUCUCUGUUUUUUUUUUCCCGCCUAACUUGCCCAUCUCGUCUACUCCUCAUCUCUACUCGUUUCUCGUAUCUUGCAAAAGUUUUUUUGUCUCCUUAUUUGACUUUUGUUAUUUUUGUUCCACCACCCCGCUUCUUUCUCGCACAGCCUCCGCCUCGGGGUAUCUUAAUUCGCAUACUCCGCUUCGUAGACGUCCUUCGUAUUCUUUGCCUCAUUAUAACAGGAGAAUAGGUUCCCGAUUUUUGUGCGCCCAGCCCUUCUCUCCGCGUAAGAUAUCUCGCCCACUCCCAUCUACACCGACCGUAACUAUUCCUCCUCCCCCCUCUCUCUCUCGUUUCGACCGCCGUUCUAUUGCCUCUCCUCUGCCUCUUGUGAACGGACGGAAACCAAUGGACUCUGCCUUCUUGGUGCACCGACAUACAGACUUCUAUCUAUCUAUCUAUCUAUCUAUCUAUCUAUCUAUCUAUCUAUCUAUGUCCCGUCCCGUUCAUAUCUAUCUAUCUAUCUAUCUAUCUAUCUAUCUAUGUCUGUUCAUAUCUAUCUAUCUAUCUGUAAUGAAACUGCACUGGCAUACAGGAUUGCAUCUAUCUAUCUAUCUAUCUAUCUAUCUAUCUAUCUAUCUAUCUAUGCCUGUUCAUAUCUAUUUAUCUACCUAUCUAUCUAUCUAUCUAUCUAUCUUUCUCUAA
Acanthosepion pharaonis is the source of this 1266-nucleotide messenger RNA. The record is from the annotation of a GenBank genome assembly. NCBI's taxonomy places the organism in Eukaryota, Metazoa, Mollusca, Cephalopoda, Sepiida, Sepiidae.